AUGUUGGUGGCUGAGUGGAUUUUUACGCGACUGUACAACGUUAUUGCUGUAUCCGCUGCGAGUGACAUGUGUUGUGGUCGUCCCGGCCGAUCCGAUAGUCUUCUGACGUUGAAGUUGAUUGAAAAGGCCAUCGGCUACCGACACAAGUUCAAUGCCGGAAAGAGCGUGCGUGAUACAGACCAGGCAGUUGAUACCGCGACCGUCCACGACGACGUCGUGUUCGUGUACUCGCUCUUUUUCUGGCUCGAACUAUCGUGUUGUUCCCCUCGCCACUUAGUCGGCUGUGGCGUGAGUGCAGAAGUAAGUAGACAAACUCGUUGCGAUGGCGCUGAUGUACCUGACUGGUUGGACACCUCUAUGUGCUCUUGA
Messenger RNA from Peronospora matthiolae, 369 nucleotides. NCBI's taxonomy places the organism in Eukaryota, Oomycota, Peronosporomycetes, Peronosporales, Peronosporaceae. The record is from the annotation of a GenBank genome assembly.